AUGGCUUCCAGCGACGCUGACGGGCACACGCCCACGGCCACGCCCGCACAAGGCGACCUGUUCCAGAAGUGCCGCGCCUAUCAGGAAUGGUUCGACAGCCAACUCGAGCUGCUCGGCUUCUACCCGUUCUUCGCUGCCAUUCAGGAGGUCCGCGGCACCACCGCGGUGAUCGACGGCCGCGACCUGCUGAUGAUCGGCUCCAACAACUACCUCGGAUUGUCGUGGGAUCCGCGCGUCAAGGAAGCGGCGAUCGCGGCGGUCAAGCGCUACGGCACGAGCUGUUCCGGUUCACGCUACCUGAACGGCACGCUCACGCUGCACGAGGAACUGGAGGCGGACCUGGCCGAUUUCGUCGGCAGGCCGGCCGCGCUUUGCUUCACCACCGGCUACCAGACCAACCUGGGCGCCAUCUCCGCCCUGCUCGGCAAGCACGACCACGUCUUCUCCGACCGAUUCAACCACGCAUCGGUGAUGGACGGCAUCUUCCACGCAUCGGGGAGACGGCUGGGCACGAUCAAGGUCCACCGGUAUGCCCACAACAGCGCCGAGGAUCUGGAUCGUUCCUUGCGUUCGGCGCCGGCCGACGCCGGCAAGCUGGUGGUCACCGACGGGGUCUUCAGCAUGGAGGGCGACAUUGUCCGCCUCGACGAGGUGGCAGAGGUCGCCCGGCGGCACGGGGCCCGCAUCUACCUGGAUGAGGCGCACGCGAUCGGCGUGAUCGGCGCCACCGGCCGUGGCACCGAAGAACACUUCGGACGGCCGCUCUCCGACCUGAUAAUGUGCACCUUUUCCAAGUCGUUCGGAUCCCUCGGCGGCUUCGUUGCAGGCGAUCGGGAGGUCGUCAACUACAUCAAGCAUGAAGGUCGCCCGCUGAUCUUCAGCGCCAGCAUGCCGCCGGCCAACCUUGCGGCGGCCGCGGCGGCGCUCAAGAUCAUGCGUGAGGAGCCCGAGCACGCGCAGCGGCUGCAACGGAUCUCGGCCCGGAUGAUCCGCGAAUACAAGGCCGUGGGGUUCGACGUCGAUCUCGCCGAGACGGCUAUCGUGCCGCUGAUCAUCGGCGACGACCACCUGACGUUCCGGUUCUGGCGAGCGCUGUUCGAGGCCGGCAUCUACGCCAACCCCGUCGUCACCCCGGGCGUGCCUCCGGGGAGGGCUCUGAUCAGAACCUCCUACAUGGCGAUCCACACCGACGAAGAGCUGGACCGCGUGCUGGAGAUCACCGCCGCGGUGGGGCGUCGCCUGGGGAUCAUCUGA
Molecule: messenger RNA, 1254 nt
Organism: Geodia barretti
Lineage: Eukaryota; Metazoa; Porifera; Demospongiae; Tetractinellida; Geodiidae
Source: the annotation of a GenBank genome assembly